Notothenia coriiceps (black rockcod) is the source of this 1734-nucleotide messenger RNA. RefSeq names its product sperm-tail PG-rich repeat containing 1 (gene stpg1). Gene Ontology annotation, molecular function: chromatin binding; histone binding. Gene Ontology annotation, cellular component: female pronucleus; germinal vesicle; male pronucleus. Lineage: Eukaryota; Metazoa; Chordata; Actinopteri; Perciformes; Nototheniidae. The transcript is spliced from 9 exons. Gene Ontology annotation, biological process: epigenetic programing of male pronucleus. The record is from RefSeq and is a predicted model, not a curated record. The coding region runs from base 612 to 1589 and encodes 325 amino acids.
UGACAAAGAAGAAGAAGAAGUUAACGCGAGAACUGAGCCCACCGGGCGGCGGCUAAAUUGUAGCUGUGCUAACUAGUUAGCAUACUGGCUGCAGCAAUACCUGUGAGCGGAAGAAGAAAAAAAAGUCUGAAUAAAAUGAAAUCCUAACGCUAACAACACAGGGGUUUUUUUUUAUUAAACAUUAGCAGCAGAGUCUAAAUUAGAUAGCAAAACGAGAACGAGAUUGCUAAGUCAUAAAGGCAGGGGCUUCUAGCAUAAGCCAACGUUAGCAACGGCUAUCAUUAGCUUAGCAUUUAGCAAAGGCCUCAGUUAGAACUCACUGACAUUUAAGUUACGGUUAUCUGCAAUUCUACAUGGAAAAAUAACAAACAGCUCGGCGAGCUCCCGGCGGGUGUCCGGGAUCUGUGGUGGAGUCGCUUUCGCAUGCAUCGCCAUGAUGGAUCGAGCUAUCUGGAAACAAAACAGAGGCGGGCCGGUAUAAAGCGCCUGUUAGUCGGCCAUUUUACCAACAGGUGGGGCUAAAGGACCGCGUCAGGGCCAUCCAUCCACUGUGUUUACAUCGCCAUGGAAACACGAUAAGAUUUGCUGACUUUCUGCGUCUUCACUGAACCAUGGGCAUAAUGGACCGAAGAUUUGAUGAAACAGAAACGGUUCCAGCUUACAUCGUUUCAUCUCAAUUUCCAACAACAUACCAAAGACUGGUGAAAGCAAAUCAAGAAGUUAAAGGAUUUUCAUCUCAAGCUAGGAGAUUCCCUUCAAACAAAUGUCUGAAUGAAAGUCCAGGACCAGGCAGUUAUGUAUCUAUUUCCAGUGCGGAAGUCCAAAGUCCCUCCUUCUCCAAAAAAGGCACCACAGGCUUUGUUGGAUACAAGACUACCAGGGGUCCUGGUAACCCACAGAGAUGCACCCCAGGACCGAAUGUCUACACCCUGCCAAGCUCCUUGGUAAACAAGAACAAGUUCAACGUAGGAGUCUCCAGGGUGUUCAGGCUGCCCGUGGCUGUGCAGAAGGAUGGUCCGAAGCACCCAACUCCAGCCCCGAAUCAAUAUGAUGUCCGUUGUAGCAGCAGAGGGGGCUUCUCCUCAGGGUUUGGCACAUCAACUUUCCUGUCAAAAACUAAACGGGACUCUAUUUACUUAAACAAUGAUUUGCCAUCACCAUGCCACUAUGAAGUACGCAGCAAUAUAAUCCAGCAAAGCUCCAAAGCAGUCGUGUCCCCUUUCAAAUCAAAAACUCAGAGAAUCCCUCCUCCGGUUGACUACCAUGUACCAGGCCCAGGAGCCUACAGCCCCCAUCAGCCCCCUGCACCGGUGAAGAAGACCAUUCUGCCGAGAGGAUUUUAUUUGGCAAUAUCAGCACCUCCUCUGAUUGUCCCUAAGGACCCUCCCUUUCCAGGCCCGGGGCAUUAUGACAUAAGGGAUAAAAACUGCCUGUAUCCCAAGCCAACUGCAGCGUUUGCAUCCAGAACUGAAAGGAUACCCCAAGACUCACUGGGUGGCAUGACGCCAGGACCAGGUUUCUACGAUCCACAGAUUUUGCCAAAGCAGUCCUUCUUUUUUAACGACUCCAGAGUCUGGCUUCCUGUAUGAAACGUUCAAGGUCAUCUAUACUGCAGACAUGUACAUUUCUCAGACACAUGAACUGUGAUUAUCUGUUUCAAAAUGCUUCUAUGCAAGGUAUGUGUUUCUAAGUAUUUGUCGAGAAGAAACAAUGAAAAUUAAAUGUUUGCAACCA